UAUUUGCUAUUUGCGGACCCACCGAAGAUUUUUCUUCACUGGUUUAUCCUGCGAUGCAAUCUCUAUAUAAGCAAAGGAAGCUGAAGAAGUUGCCUUGGGAAGACUGAAGGUCUUGUUUCGGAACCACAUCAGAUAAAAGGGUCAUCUCUUUGGUGAGUUGAAGGAAGCCAAACAAGUGUGUCCUCGAGAAGAAUGGAGAUCAUGAGAAUCGUUUCAGAAGCAAAGGAGCUCGAUCAGGCUGCUGUAGAUCACAGUGCAACCGUGAUGGAUUCUAAUCCACCAUUCGUUGCCACCUACAAGAGCCUCUUUAGCAGUCGAGCAAGCAUGAACCACGAAGCCGAGUUACUGGCGGUGGAGUGCGACCUCCCGCUCGUCGACCUCAGCCGUCUAAACAGCAAGCUCGAGGCGAAGCAAUGCAAGCAAGAUAUCAUCACUGCCGCCACGGAGUGGGGCUUCUUCCAGAUAGUGAACCAUGGCGUGUCCAACAGUCUCUUGGCAAGACUGCGACGACAACAGGUAAAGAUGUUUCGGCAGCCGUUCAAGAAGAAGGUCCUCGACUUCUCCGACGACAGCUACCGCUGGGGGACACCCACGGCGACCAGCCUGAAGCAGCUGUCGUGGUCGGAGGCGUAUCAUAUUCCUGUGUCUUCCGCGAACAAGCUUGCAAGAACCAGCACCAACAGGUGUGUGAUAGAGGAGUUCUCUGCGGCAAUGGCUCAGCUGGCAAAUCAACUGGUCGAUACACUUGCAGAAGGAUUGGGACGCGAUGGCACGUAUAUCAAGGAAAACUGCACGCGCAAUUCGUGUUAUCUGCGACUCAACCAUUAUCCGUCAUGCCCACUCCCCGGUGAAGUGUUUGGGUUGGUUCCUCACACUGACAGUGAUUUCCUCACCAUCCUGUGCCAAGACACGGUGUGUGGGCUGCAGUUGAACAAGGCUGGGAGAUGGGUCACCGUCAAGCCUAAUCCUAACGCGCUGAUCGUCAACAUCGGCGAUCUAUUCCAGGCUUGGAGCAAUGGCUUAUACAAGAGUGUGGAGCACAGAGUCAUGUCGAAUCCACACCUCGAGAGGUUCUCGGUGGCCUACUUCGUUUGCCCCUCCAAAGAAACAUUGAUCCAGAGCAGUGCACUGCCAGCCAUCUACAGAAAGUUCAGCUUUGGAGAAUACAGGCUGCAAGUUCAACAAGACGUCAGGCUAACCGGUCACAAGGUUGGGCUUACGAGGUUUCUCGCUUGAAGCGGAUGAAACAUAAAAGACUACAGCAGAUGCAAAGUUUGUUCCACAUUUCUUCUUCCUUCUUUUCUCCGGAGGGGUUUAGAUUCUUAGUGUGUUCUUCCAUAUCAACUUUUUUUGCCAAGAAUAUUAGAUUUCGAAAUUGUCGUCCUAGGAAUUAAUGUGAAUUUGUCAGAGAACCAAAUCUACUGAAUCUUUUUGCACACCAUCGAUCAGUUGGUCUUUGAUACAGGUCAGAAAACCGUAGCUUAAAUGUCGAAACAAGUGUAGGAGGAAUGUGCUUUUAGUCCCAAUAAAUUGUUUUCUGUGUCCA
Musa acuminata subsp. malaccensis (wild Malaysian banana) is the source of this 1546-nucleotide messenger RNA. RefSeq names its product gibberellin 2-beta-dioxygenase 8. Gene Ontology annotation, molecular function: gibberellin 2-beta-dioxygenase activity. Lineage: Eukaryota; Viridiplantae; Streptophyta; Magnoliopsida; Zingiberales; Musaceae. Gene Ontology annotation, biological process: gibberellin catabolic process. The record is from RefSeq and is a predicted model, not a curated record.